AUGACCACCCUGAAGGAACUCAACGGUCGCCUCGGCACUCAGCCGUACGUCUCAGGCUUUAGUCCCAGCCAGGAGGAUGCGAAGGUCUUUUCCGAGAUGUUUGGUUCACACACUGCCGUGAUUGAGUGGGCCGCCCGCAUGGCGUCGUACUACCAGGCGGAGCGUGACCAGCUCGCCAAGGGCGCCGCGUCUUCUUCCAAGAAGGCCGCCGACGACGACGACGACAUUGAUCUGUUCGGCGACGCCACGGAAGAGGAGACAGCCGCGCUCGAGGCCAAGAAGAAGAAGGACGCNGACGACGACGACAUUGAUCUGUUCGGCGACGCCACGGAAGAGGAGACAGCCGCGCUCGAGGCCAAGAAGAAGAAGGACGCUGAAGCCAAGAAGGCGAAGAAGGUGGUCAUUGCGAAGUCUUCUAUCCUCUUUGACAUCAAGCCGUGGGAUGACACCGUCGAUCUUGAGGCGCUGGCCGGUAAGCUGCACGCCAUCCAGCGUGACGGUCUGCUCUGGGGCGACCACAAGCUGGUGCCGGUGGCGUUCGGCGUGAAGAAGCUGCAGCAGCUCAUCGUUAUUGAGGACGACAAGGUUUCUGGCGAUGAUCUGGAAGACAUGGUGAUGUCCUUUGAGAAUGAUGUGCAGUCAAUGGAUAUUGNAUCGUUAUUGAGGACGACAAGGUUUCUGGCGAUGAUCUGGAAGACAUGGUGA
Molecule: messenger RNA, 705 nt
Organism: Trypanosoma grayi
Lineage: Eukaryota; Euglenozoa; Kinetoplastea; Trypanosomatida; Trypanosomatidae
Product: translation elongation factor 1-beta
Exons: 1
Coding region: 1-705 (234 amino acids)
Biological process (GO): translational elongation
Cellular component (GO): eukaryotic translation elongation factor 1 complex; cytosol
Molecular function (GO): guanyl-nucleotide exchange factor activity; translation elongation factor activity
Source: RefSeq, a predicted model, not a curated record